Messenger RNA from Pieris macdunnoughi, 609 nucleotides. The record is from the annotation of a GenBank genome assembly. NCBI's taxonomy places the organism in Eukaryota, Metazoa, Arthropoda, Insecta, Lepidoptera, Pieridae.
AUGUAUCUUUUAAUUUUCAUAUCAUUAUUAAUUGGAAGUAACUGCCAAUCUUUAAUUAAUUCAUAUUUUUUUUCUAUCAGUCCAUUUUACCAGUUACAUGAAUUGAACACUCCACCUAAAAACAAAGAGUGCUGUGGGGAAGACCGAACUCGACUCCUUGUAAGAGAUCUGGAACCUGAAAAUGAAAUUGUAAGAACAUUAUCUACACCCGAUUUUGACUUACGAGAAGUCUACAGAUACAAUGGAUAUGAGCUCAAAUAUAAAUUUAAGGAGAUCAUUCAGGAUUCUUCACAAUUGGAAGUUAAUUGUCGAGCUGUCUGUGUGAUUUUAAAAUUAGAAUCUGGUAAAGGUGUACAAAGUUAUAGAAUUUUACCAGAGGGCAUGCGUAUAAAUGAUGCUGUGUGGAGAGUAGAUGAUGAUGAACUAGUUGUAAACAUUCCGUACGAACAUAGAAACAUAGAAAUACCCGAAUCCUGCCCUAAAGAUAGCUUAAAUCCCAUGGAUUUAGGAACACCUUUUAGUCCAGACUAUCGUAUGUACUGGUUACAUCGAUAUGGUAUUAAUUUGGACAAGGAAAAAGCACACAAAGAUAUAAAUAGUUUUGAAUAA